Molecule: messenger RNA, 5373 nt
Organism: Daphnia pulicaria
Lineage: Eukaryota; Metazoa; Arthropoda; Branchiopoda; Diplostraca; Daphniidae
Product: paramyosin-like
Exons: 23
Coding region: 450-4694 (1414 amino acids)
Source: RefSeq, a predicted model, not a curated record
AUAAAAAAAAAGUCUCUUUUCAAUGCGUGAACUGGGGCUUCCUUUUGAAUAGCUUUUAUUAGUUGUUGCCUGGUAAUAAAUUAUACCAAUAGUUGCAAUAAAAAAUAGUCGGUGACUUGGCGAUGUCGCCUCGUGCUGUAUGUGGGUUCCCAUAACAACGUUUUCAAAGAAGUAACAGUGUUUGGGCGGAAAGGAAGGAAUCCUAUGCAGAGAGAAAACAAACAUUCAUUGAUGUACCUGUGUAGGAUGCUCUUUGCCUUAGAAGUAUAGUUGGGUAACGCAGACCACACAUCAUCGACCGCUGCAAUGACGGAGAACUUUGAGCAGUUGACAAAGGGGAGUUUGUUGCUUUGCAUGACUGUAGCAAUUCACCCGAUCGUUUGUUAGCAUGCGUUCAUCCCUCUGUCCACAAUCAACCUGCUGUGGUGUUUAUCAGACAAGUCCAGUACAUGGUCUCCAUGAGAUUGCAGGAGACGGUCUGCACCAGUCGUCAGAAUUCCUCUCUGCUAGUCAGAGAAGACAACGGGGAUGAACUGCAAGCUGUGCCAGCUGUAACAAAAAUCUGCAACAUUCUUAGCUUCCAUCUAGCUGUUCCUAUAGAUAGAAAAAAGAAAAGUAUUUCAGAAGAGUGUAUCUUCUCUUCCAUUGAGGACCGCAUAGACAGAAACACAAUAAACCUUGGAAAUCUUUCACUUCCCUAUCCGUUGCCAUCCACAAGUGAAACUGAUAAAUUUUCAUCCUCCUUUCGAGCGUCAAUCAUGUCUACAGCUGGCGAUCCAACCGAAAGCGGAACUGAAGAUGAGAUGCAGGACGAGGGCCAAGAAACUUCACUUGUACAAGAUACCUACGUCAAGCAGUAUCUAGCCGAGCAUGAGAGCCAGGUCGUUUUAUGGGAGCAAAUGACUUCUUUUCGACGGGAAUAUAUGGAUAUGCGGGCUCAAGUCGAAAGCAUCUUGACUCGAUUGCACAUGGAUUUCUCCAACAUGACACGCGACGCUUCGUGUAAUUUUGUUUUACUACUCUCCCAAAUGGGAUGCCCUUCGUGUUCAACUGGGGCUGGGCUCGAGGCUUGCUCAGAACGACUAAAAAACCUUGAAGUAGAACUCGAGAAAGCGCGCAGUGAGAGUUCAUCUUUGUCAAACAGAGUAGAAUCUGCAAUGGAAAUGAAUAGCCAUGUUCAAGACAAAUUGGGAGACCGAGAGAAUGUAAUUCAAUCGUUGACGGAGACAAUCGACCAGUUGCAAAGCCAUUGCCAUCAACUAGAAGAGAAUUCAAGCGACGGACCUCAGUGGGAGGAGCUGAUUGUCAAGCUUGAGGGUGCCCUUCGAUCGAUUGGUCGUCUGGUUGUUGACGAUUCUGAUCUGUACAGUCCUGACUACGAAGUCCAACUAGAUGGUGAAGAAACUACCGCAACUAAUUGGACAAACUUGCCUCUUUUGGCAGAGAGUACCUUGACCGCCGUGCGUGCUGUUCUGUCGCGACGGCGAGGUGAAAUCCAACAACUCCAGAGCGCUGUAAACGAAUUCCAACAGAAAAUGGUGCAAACGGAUCAGACCAAAGGUGACAUUGAAAGUCGUGAAAGGGCAUAUCAGAAAGAGUUAAAAGAUCUUCGGUCCCAGUUGUCGGAGAUGACUCAUGAGAAACAACUUCAGAAAGAGAGCGUGCUACAAGCAGAACGAUCAAAUAAAAACAUUCAGUUAGAGCUAGAAGAAAAGGAGAAAGCUAUGCAGAAGUUGAAAGAUGAACUUCAUCGCGAAAAAUCAAGUCGCCAACGCAUGGAAGAGUCCCUUGAAGAGUUAAAGAAAGAAGAAGCCCAUCAGAAAAGUACUCACACAGAGCUACUGACUGAAAUUCAGCAGCUUUCGUGCGACAACCAAAUGUGCCGUACCAACAUUUCAACGUUCGAAGAACGCUUCAACCGCCUCCGAAGGGAGAUGGAUCAAAUGCGUGAAGAACGUACACGGUUGACCGUAGCACUCGAUUUUUCAAAGGAUGAACGAAAUCAGCUUAUCAAACAACUAAAGGAAUUGGAAGACAAAACUGGGUCCUUAAAAGAACAAUCGAGAAGUAUACAGAUGGAAAAAAUGUCGGUUGAGGAUUCACUUUGCCGCUUACAAGUUCACAAAUCUCUCGAUGAAACCCAAAUACAGAAACUAAAUGCAGAUAUUGAACAGAUCAGGAAAGAGAGUUCCGAUUUCUUAAGAGAACGUGAAGAAUUGAAUGAGGAAGUGUCAGCCUUAAAGCACGAAUUGGUUAAAGCUGAAGAGUUACGCACACGACUUGAAUCCUUCAACAGCUCAUUGGAACACUCAUUAAACGUAGCCAACGUCGACAACGUGGAAACCAAGGAACAAAUUGAAACAUUAAUACAGAUAAAUGAGCAGUUGACAGAAAAGCAAUCAUCCAUGGAGCAACGCUACGCCGAAAUUGAAACUGGCAACAAUCAUUUGAUGGAAGAAAUAGGAAAACUUACUCGUGAAUUUACUUUGUCCAAAGAGCGGGAGCAAUCUUGGAAGGAAGAAGUUGAUCGGCUUCGAUUGAAAAUAAACAGUCUGGAAGAGGAAACUCGUGCUGUCCAUCAACAACUUCUGGGAGCACAGAACGUUAACCAUUUGACUCAAGUGUCACUAAUAGCAACUCAAACCAGUUACGAAGAGCUUCAAAUUGAAUUGGAACGUGUCACAAAAGAAAUGCAGGCGAUCGGAGCGGAGAAAGAAAGUUUGCUAAUGGAGCUGCAGCAGCUAAACGAAUCGACCAACAAUGCCGUCGCUCAACUCCAGGAGGAGAAUAAAACUCUUUCUCGAGAUAUAAACGACUUGGACAAACAGUUGCAUGAUGUCGCAAACGAAAAGACAUUGCUAUUGCAUGGUGUAGAGAAAGAAAGGCUUGAGAAAAAAGCUACUUUACAAAGUAAACUCCUAGAAGUUCAACAAGAACACAAGCGCCAUAUUGAAUUGGUGCAAAACCAGCAUAGUAAGGUUGUCCAAGAUAUGCAAAAAGAUAUGGCCCAGCAGCUUGCAAAAUUACAAGAACAGCUCAACAAGCGAGAAAGUGAAAAGCAACAGCAACUUGCCCAGGUUCAAGGAGAACGAAAAGCACUCCAGGAUAAACUUAGCGCUUGCGCCGCUGAAUUAGAGUCUGAACGAAAAGAGCUGGCACGUGUACGCCAAGAAGAGGCCGAACUCCAGGCCGAGCAUAGUCAGUCCGUAGAAAACUUUCGCUCAGAAAUCUCGCGGCUUCACUCGGAUUUACGUUCGGCAGGGGAAAGCCGCUCGAAAGAGAUGCAGACAGCCGAACAAAUUUUGGCUGUGACGAACGAAAGUUUAAAGCGAUCAGAACAGGAUUUUGGAUCGGCUAAAACAGAACUCUCUGCCACCAACCGACAGCUGAAGGAUGCUCAAAGGCAACUGGAAGCGCUUCAGAUUCAACUUAGCAAAAUGGAAUCGCAGAGGGACGAUGCGCGCAAGGAAGGCCUUCAAAGAGGAGGUAUAUUAGACGAGUUGCAGAACGAGCGAUCUGAAUUGCGCAACUCGAUAGUUGGGUUUCAAACAUCGAUCAAGCGGCUCGAGUCUGAACGGGAAGACAUUGUCAAAUGUUUGGAAGAAGCACGCAAGAGGAUUGCAGUGCUUGAAGAGAACCGCGGAGUCCUUGAACGCGAAAUCCAUCACCUGCGCACUUUAGUCAAGGAUGCAGACCAGCAAGUAGCCCGACUCACCGAGGACUUGAAUGUUAACCAGCAAAAGCUAGAACGCUCUCAGGACGCUCAGAACCGCUGGAAAGAACGAAGUGAAGCGUUGGUUGAACAACUGCAAGCAGAACAAAAUCGAACUAUUUUGGCAGAACAGGCUGUUACCAAGUAUAUGAACAAGGCGCAGGCAAUAAAAAUGCACUUUCAGCAGAUGGAACAGCAGUAUACUCAAAAACUUCAGCAAUCUGGUACGCAGCAUUCAUUACACCAACAGCGACUGGACGAGAUGGAUGUGACUGUUCAGAAGACCAUUGGACGCUCAAAGCGUUUGGAAGAAGAACGCCACAACUUCCAUAGCCGCCUUAUUGAAGCUGACAAAGAAGUUGGAAUUUUGAAAACUCGUUUGCGUGAAGCCGACUCACAAGCCCAAGAUUUGACCGAUCAAAUGCACCGAUUGGAACUGGAAAAAAGAGAGCUCAAUAGCCGUUUUGGAGUCCUCUAUUCAACCUUGAAGCGCUUCAUUCGAACUCUUGAAGACACCCAUCAGGGUAACAUCAAUAACAAAUCUCAUGACUCGAUUGGAACCGGUGUCAGAUUUCUCCAGCCGCUGUCUACUACUAUGGAUUCCGAUAUGUCAAUAAUGCGAGAGACGAGCAGUGCUGAUCCGGACGCUAUUCAGGUCGUUUUGCAAGAUUUGAUGCGUCACAUACUGCAGUUACAAGCCCGGCGAGCCGCUGAGACGGCACCAAACCGUGACGAGCCUACUCGCCUAGAAUUAUCAUCUCGUGAACGUCAACGUCAGCAGCUGUCACGCCACCUUCGCGAUUCAGAAGGGAACGCAGCUGGUCUAAGGGAACAGUUGCAUGCGUCACUCAAUACCGUGGCCUCACACACGUCCUUGGGUCCACAAACUCUUCAUCGCGAAUCGACCCGUUUGGACGGCCUGGUUUCAGGUGUUCGUCGUUUCGAUAGCUCGCCCAUUAGGCCCGACGGAGCACCCCAUUGAUCUCUAAUUGAUAUUUUUCUAUUUCAGAGCCCAUUAGUCAGAUUUUAAAAAGCGAACUCUCCUCAACAGAGAUUCUCUUUAAAUACGUUUAUCUUAGUCGUUUAAGUUUAAUAGCACUCAUACAGCCUCUACUUAAUUCUUGGUUUUUGAGCUAUUAUUCCGAGUUCGUCCAAAAUUGCCAUAUACUUUGAGUAAGUUUUGUUUUUGUCAGGAACUUGCCACAUCCCGUGUUGAUCGAUAUCACUCAUUCUACCGAUUGCAUUAACUCAUGUGAUAUAAUUUCAAACGCGGACGUUCUUUUUUCUAGUUAAUCCUGUUCUUGAGAUAUCGAAUCGUACAGUCAACUAGCUAGGGUAGGUAGCCUACAUCCAAGCGGCCCAAACACAUCCUGAUGAAGGAAAUUGCCAACGCUGCAAACGUAUCACACAGGAAACAACGCCAGUGAUACGUUUCUUUUCUCUCUAUUUGAAAAUUUUGAUUGACGAAAUUUGUUUCGUAAAACGCACCAAAUGUCCUGUGGUUUUUAUUGCUGGCUCAUAUGAAUUUUUUCUGGGGUGGGAAUACUUGAUUUUUAUGGUAUGGUCGUGUUUUUUUUUUUUUGUGUGUCCGUAGUAGCACUGUACGGUAUUUAGAUUAUUGCCAAGUGAGCAAUACAUGAAAAAAAUUGUGUGCUCCAAAA